UGGCCCAAGGGCAAGCAGUACGCGGCGCCGGACUUUGCGAACGUCACGGACGCCUUCGCGGGCCUCUACAGCAUGAAGGUGGCCGCGCUGGAGAAGGCCGUCCUCUUCGACGAGUUCGCGACGGCCGUCAAGACGCCGGCGGAGAUGAAGGCCAAGCCCAUGGUCUUCCUCCUGGGCCAGUACUCCGUGGGGAAGACGACGUUCAUCCGCUACCUGCUCGGCAAGGACUUCCCCGGCAUGCUCGUCGGGCCCGAGCCGACGACGGAGGCGUUCACGGCCGUCUGCCGGUCUCCGAACGGCGUCGACACGAGCGUGCCCGGGUCGUCGGCCAUCGCGGACACGUCGCGGCCCUGGGGGUCCCUGGACGCCCACGGCGACGGCUUCGCGCAGCGGUUCUGCUGCUCCAACGUCACGGGCGGGUCGGACGUGCUGGACGACGUCGACCUCGUCGACUCGCCGGGCGUGCUCGCGGGCGCGAAGCAGACCAUGGACCGCAAGUACGACUUCGAGCGCGUCGCCCAGUGGUUCGCGGAGCGCGCGGAUCUGAUCCUGGUGCUGCUGGACACGUCGAAGCUCGACCUGAGCGACGAGUUCAUGGGUCUGCUGCGAGCGCUCCAGGUCUACGACGACAAGAUCCGCAUCGUCUUGAACAAGGCGGACCAGGUGUCGAACCCGGAGCUCCUGCGCGUCAUGCAGGCCGCGUCCUGGAACCUGGCGAAGACGUUGAGAACCCCGGAGGUCAAGCGGACGUACGUGUCGUCGUUCGCCGACGAGACGCACCCGCUCCGCGAGUCGCCGCUCAAGGCCCACUUCGAGGAGGAGCGCGCCCUGCUCCUCAAGGACCUCGCGGACCUCAAGGUGGGGAAAAAACAAAGGCGCGUCAACGAGUUCAUCCGGCGGACGCGGCACGCGGCGCACCACGCGCAGAUCGUCGCGCACCUCAAGGGCGCGUGCCCGCUCGUCGCGGGCAAGGCCGACUGGGAGAAGCGCACGUUGGACGCCCUCCCCAUGGAGUGGGAGAAGAUCGCCGUCAAGCGCAAGAUGCCGAGCCACGAGCUCCCGAGCCCGCUCCAGUACCGCAAGAUCUUCGCGUCGAACGCCGUGAGCCUGCUCUCCCUGCCGGCGAACUGCGCCAAGCACGCCGCGGCCCUCGACGCGAUCCUCGACGUCGACGUGAAGAACACGCUCGAGCACUUCCGCCACGAGCUCGACAAC
Messenger RNA from Aureococcus anophagefferens, 1215 nucleotides. RefSeq lists its product as hypothetical. NCBI's taxonomy places the organism in Eukaryota, Pelagophyceae, Pelagomonadales, Pelagomonadaceae. The record is from RefSeq and is a predicted model, not a curated record. Gene Ontology annotation, molecular function: GTP binding. The annotation marks the transcript as partial. The transcript has a single exon.